This is a messenger RNA of Cucurbita pepo subsp. pepo (vegetable marrow), 3216 nucleotides long. RefSeq names its product oxysterol-binding protein-related protein 1C. Gene Ontology annotation, cellular component: membrane; cytosol. Lineage: Eukaryota; Viridiplantae; Streptophyta; Magnoliopsida; Cucurbitales; Cucurbitaceae. The record is from RefSeq and is a predicted model, not a curated record. Gene Ontology annotation, molecular function: sterol binding.
UCCAUAUUUAAACUGGUUCGCUCAUUGAGUCGCGUCCUCGGCACUCGCCGCGUGGCACCAACGUCAAAGCGGACGACGCAGCUUCUUCCUCUCCGAUGCCCCAAAGCUCCAAUUUCCAUUUUCGACCAACAAGAACACAUUACAUUAUUAUUUGUUUUUUCCAUCGGAAUUCUGCUCAUUCCAUAAUUGAAAAUCCGUUUCCACCGAGCUUCUCGCCCAAGAUUUCCAUGGCCAUCGGUUGUUUUGCGGCUUCCUUAUAAAGAAAUUUGUUAAUCCAACUGUUCUUCUUCCCAUAUUCUUCGUUUCAACAAUUUGAAUCAAUGAUUCCUCCUCCGCCUGUCUCCGGCUCCUCCCACGACGUCGCUUUCACUUCCGGUUCCUUCUCAAUCUCUUCUCACCUCUCUGUUUGAAAAUUUUCCCUAUGCAUUCUUUCUGCUGUGUCUCUACUGUCUCUGAUAACUCUUCGUCCAAGAAACCGCCGUAUCCGAUGCCCGACCUUCAUAUUCCACCGGCUUCUCCUGCGGUUUCUGUCGCUUCCAGAUCGGAUCCGACGAUUCGGAUUUCUCAUAAUCGGAGUCUUAGUAGUAGCGAUGCGGGACGGCUUAGCCACCGGAGUAUUUUUGCUGCUGAGAUGGUUGCACGGCAUUCCUCCUUUAGGGAGCCUCCGGUUGACGUUAAGAUCAACGAUAUUGUUGGGAAUGGUAUUUGUGGUAUACUCUAUAAGUGGGUGAACUACGGGAAAGGUUGGCGUCCACGCUGGUUUGUGCUUCAGGAUGGCGUUUUGUCCUACUAUAAGAUUCAUGGACCUGAUAAGAUCGUUGUCAAUGAGGAAACAGAGAAGGGAUCGAAGGUGAUUGGCGAGGUGUCAAUGAGGAGGAUUGCGAGACAUAAGAAUGGGUUCUCUAAUCAUACCACCCAGUUCCCACUCAGGCGCAAGCCGUUUGGGGAAGUUCAUCUCAAGGUUUCCUCAAUUCGAGAAAGCCGAUCAGAUGAUAAGAGGUUUUCCAUCUUCACUGGGACAAAGAGACUUCACUUGCGUGCGGAGACCUGCGACGAUCGGUUGGCAUGGAUGGAUGCAUUGCAGGCAGUGAAGGAACUAUUCCCAAGGAUGUCGAACAGCGAGCUCAUGGCGCCUAAGGACUUCUUGUCUGUGUCAACAGACAGGAUUAGAAAGCGGCUUUUAGAAGAGGGUGUCAAUGAAACAGCUAUUCAGGACACUGAAAACAUUAUGAAGAGUGAGUUUGCUGCAUUGCAAAACCAGCUCUUGUUGCUCAAGCAGAAGCAGUGGCAACUUAUUGACACACUGCGGCACUUAGAGACAGAAAAGGUUGACUUGGAGAAUACAGUAGUUGAUGAGAGCCAGAGACAGUUCAAUGAGCCAGGGGCUUUGCCUGGUCCGCUGGAAAAGUACAGUGAUGCAAGUGCAAGUGUAACUGAAUCUGAUGAUGACAAUGAGCGAGUUGAUGCUGCAGAGGAAGAAACAGAUGAUGAUGAGAACACUUUUUUUGAUACGAGAGAUUUUUUAUCGUCAAGUUCGUUCAAAAGCAAUGGAUCUGUCAGGAUAUCAUCUUUUUCUUCGGAUGAAGGCACUCAUGCAGUUGGUUCUGAGGAAGAGGUGGAUCCAUCAAUUAGGUCUGUUGGAACUAAUUAUCCACAUGUUAAGCGGCGCAAGAAAUUACCUGAUCCAGUUGAAAAGGAGAAGGGUGUUAGCCUUUGGUCAAUGAUUAAAGAUAACAUUGGAAAAGAUCUCACCAAAAUUUGUCUCCCUGUUUUCUUCAAUGAGCCUCUUUCUUCCUUGCAAAAGUGUUUUGAAGAUUUAGAAUAUUCUUACCUUAUUGAUCGGGCACAUGAGUGGGGAAGAAGGGGUGAUAGCCUCAUGAGGAUUCUUAACGUAGCUGCAUUUGCUGUAUCUGGAUAUGCUUCAACAGAAGGAAGAAUUUGCAAGCCAUUUAAUCCACUGUUAGGGGAAACUUAUGAGGCUGACUAUCCUGAUAAAGGUCUCAAGUUUUUCUCCGAGAAGGUUAGCCAUCAUCCAGUGGUAGUUGCAUGCCAUUGCGAGGGUAAAGGGUGGAGAUUUUGGGGGGACAGCAAUUUGAAGAGCAAAUUUUGGGGUCGAUCAAUUCAGCUUGAUCCUGUUGGUCAGUUAACUUUAGAAUUUGAUGAUGGAGAAGUCUAUCAGUGGAGUAAGGUGACGACGUCAAUUUACAAUCUAAUACUGGGGAAGCUGUACUGCGAUCAUUAUGGUACAAUGCGUAUAGAUGGAAAUCGUGAAUACUCGUGCAAGCUAAAAUUCAAGGAGCAGUCCAUUAUUGACAGGAAUCCACACCAGGUUCAGGGUGUAGUUCAAGAUAGAAAUGGAAAAACGGUGGCUACAUUAUUUGGAAAAUGGGAUGAGAGUAUGCAUUAUGUCAAUGGGGACUGUUCUCGGAAGGGAAAAGGAUUUGAUUCAUCUGAACCCCACCAACUCUGGAAACGAAACAAGCCACCUAAAUUUUCUACUAGAUAUAACUUCACGCCUUUUGCUAUGACUUUGAAUGAACUGACACCAGGCUUGAAGGAAAAGUUGCCUCCUACAGAUUCAAGGCUCAGACCUGAUCAGAGGUUUUUGGAAAACGGAGAGUACGAAAUGGCUAACUCGGAAAAGUUGCGAUUGGAGCAGCGCCAACGACAGGCACGGAAGAUGCAAGAGAGAGGUUGGAAACCAAGGUGGUUUGCCAAGGAUAAGGGAACCGAUACAUAUCGCUACAUUGGCGGGUACUGGGAGGCCAGAGACAAUAGCAAAUGGGACUCAUGCCCUGAUAUAUUCGGUCAGAUUCCUAUUGAUCCACAACUCGACUGAAUUGAACAGUUUUUUCGGUUUUUUUUUUUUUUUAAUUUUAUAAAUGAUUUUUUCACAUAUUUUUACCGGAUGAGUAGCCAAUAGCCUGCUCAUUUGAGUGGUCAUAUAGUAUAGUAACUGCCACUGUCGAUGUGGUUGCAAAGUAAAUUAGAUUGAAGAUGCUGGACAGUCAAUUAGAAAGGAUCAAGAAAAAAAAAGGGUAAAAGUAAAAAAAAAAAAAAGAAAGCAGCCCAUAGUUUCUCUAAGUAUCUGCCCAGCAUCUCAUGUGUUCUUGUUAGGUGAAAACAUCUCUUUCACAACCAAGUGUUGAAUGAAAGCAUUUGUAGAUUGAUUAUUCUAAAGUAUAUAAUCCAAUCCUUAAUGAACGUUUCUGGAUA